AUGGCUACCAUCCAGUCAGAGACUGACUGUUACGACAUCAUUGAGGUACUGGGCAAGGGCACUUUCGGAGAGGUGGCCAAGGGCUGGCGUCGGAGUACAGGGGAAAUGGUGGCCAUCAAGAUCCUGAAGAACGACGCUUACCGGAGCCGCAUCAUCAAGAACGAGCUAAAGCUGCUGCGCUGCGUCCGAGGCCUGGACCCCGACGAGGCCCAUGUCAUCCGCUUCCUUGAGUUCUUCCACGACGCCCUCAAGUUCUACCUGGUCUUCGAGCUGCUGGAGCAGAACCUCUUCGAGUUUCAGAGGGAGCACAAUUUCGCGCCCCUUCCUGCCCGCCACAUCCGCACCGUCACACUGCAGGUCCUCAGGGCGCUGGCCCGGCUCAAGGAGCUGGCCAUCAUCCACGCCGACCUCAAGCCUGAGAACAUUAUGCUGGUGGACCAGACUCGCUGUCCCUUCCGGGUAAAGGUGAUCGACUUCGGCUCGGCCAGCAUCUUCAGUGAGGUGCGCUACGUCAAGGAGCCGUACAUUCAGUCCCGCUUCUACAGGGCCCCAGAGAUCCUACUGGGACUUCCCUUCUGUGAGAAGGUGGACGUGUGGUCUCUGGGCUGCGUCAUGGCGGAGCUGCACCUGGGCUGGCCCCUCUACCCAGGCAACAACGAGUAUGACCAAGUGCGCUACAUCUGCGAGACCCAGGGCUUGCCCAAGCCCCACCUGCUGCACGCCGCCCGCAAGGCUCACCACUUCUUCAAGCGCAACCCUCACCCUGAUGCCACCAACCCCUGGCAGCUGAAGUCCUCUGCGGACUACCUAGCGGAGACCAAGGUACGCCCCCUGGAGCGCCGCAAGUACAUGCUCAAAUCCUUGGACCAGAUCGAGACGGUGAACGGCGGCGGGGCUGUGAGUCGUUUGAGUUUCCCGGACCGCGAGGCACUGGCGGAACACGCAGACCUCAAGUGCAUGGUGGAGCUAAUGAAACGCAUGCUCACGUGGGAGUCUCACGAACGCAUCAGUCCCAGCGCCGCGCUGCGACACCCCUUCGUGUCUAUGCAGCAGCUGCGCAGCGCCCACGAGGCCACCCGCUACUACCAGCUGUCGCUGCGUAGCUGUCGGCUGUCCCUGCAAGUGGAUGGCAAGCCACCCCCACCUGUCAUAGCCAGCGCAGAGGACGGGCCUCCCUACUACCGCCUGGCUGAGGAGGAGGAGACUGUAGGCCUGGGUGGUGUAGCGGGCGGUGGGUCCCUCUUCAGGGAGGAGAAGGCUCCGGGAGUGCAGAGAACCAUUGAUCAGCUCGAUGUCCUGAGUCUGCAGGAGGCCAGAAGGGGCCUGUGGAGCGACACCCGGGCCGACAUGGUCUCUGACAUGUUGGCCCCACUCAAAGUAGCCAAUACCAGCCAUAGGGUCCCCGAUUCGGGCCCGGAGCCCAUCCUAGCCUUCUAUGGCAGCCGCUUGACUGGCCGCCAUAAGGCCCGCAAGGCCCCUGCAGGCUCCAAAUCUGACCCCAACUUCAGUAACCUCAUCCGGCUGAGCCAGGCCUCAACAGAGGAUGCUGGACCUUGUCCGGGAAGUGGCUGGGAGGAAGGAGAAGGCCGAGGGGCCUCCACAGAGCCGUCUGUCAUCCCACAACGGGAAGGAGAUGGGCCCAGCAUCAAAGACAGGAUCAUGGAUACUGAGAGGUCGGGCCCUGAGCUCUUCGAUCCUGGCAGCUGUCCUGGGGAGUGGUUGAGUGAGCAAGAACGGACCCUGGAGGGCAUCCGGGGGUCCCGAGCUCAAGGGCUCCCAGCUCGCCACGCCCACCCGCACGGGCCACCCAGGACCGCCAGCUUUCUGCAGCAUGUUGGAGGGCACCACUGA
Messenger RNA from Acomys russatus (golden spiny mouse), 1851 nucleotides. RefSeq names its product homeodomain interacting protein kinase 4 (gene Hipk4). Gene Ontology annotation, biological process: peptidyl-serine phosphorylation; peptidyl-threonine phosphorylation. NCBI's taxonomy places the organism in Eukaryota, Metazoa, Chordata, Mammalia, Rodentia, Muridae. Gene Ontology annotation, molecular function: ATP binding; protein serine/threonine kinase activity; protein tyrosine kinase activity. The transcript is spliced from 4 exons. Gene Ontology annotation, cellular component: cytoplasm; nucleus. The record is from RefSeq and is a predicted model, not a curated record. Bases 1 to 1851 code for a protein of 616 amino acids.